Molecule: messenger RNA, 1278 nt
Organism: Spirometra erinaceieuropaei
Lineage: Eukaryota; Metazoa; Platyhelminthes; Cestoda; Diphyllobothriidea; Diphyllobothriidae
Source: the annotation of a GenBank genome assembly
AUGGAAGCUAUAGUAAAGAACGGUAUACAGCAAUUUUGUGAGGAAAAUAACAUCUUGCAGGAUUUUCAACAUGGCUUCAGGAGAGGACGUUCCUGCCUCUCAAAUCUGCUAGCUUGUCUGGAAAUCUGGACCAGGGCUCUAGAAGAGGGUUUUGAGGUCGAUGUCGUGUACAUCGAUUUCCGCAAAGCUUUUGACACUGUCCCACGCCAACGUCUUCUUCACAAGUUGAGCGACAUCGGCAUCCGGGGAGAUCUUCUGAACUGGAUUAGGGCGUUUCUGGUUGGUCGGAAACAACGUGUCUGUGUCGGGGAUGAUAUGUCAGAAAGGGUGAAUGUGACCAGUGGUGUGCCGCAAGACUCAGUUCUGGAACCAUUGCUCUUCAUCCUUUACGUUAACGACAACCUUCAGGAACUCGACUGCGGCAAACUAAUGUUUGCAGACGACGUUAAGCUCUGGCAAGUCAUUAAGGGUCCGAAUGAUCAGAGAUCCCUUCAAGAUAAUCUGCACCGACUGCAAGCGUGGUCGAAGAAAUGGCUUCUAGAUUUCAAUGUGGAGAAGUGUGCCGUCCUUCAUCUGCGUCCAACCAACUCUCAUUCAAAUGAGAGUCUGAGGACUUAUCACCUGAAAUAUAUAAGGCUCCCCACAGAAUCUUCACAGAAGGAUCUCGGGGUUUGGAUACAGAACAACCUGAAACCAACACUGCAGUGCCACAAGGCUGCAAAAAACGCCAUGGGAGUGCUGCAUGCAACAAAAAGGGCUUUUGUAAAUUUUGACAAAGACCUUUUUGGGAGAGUUUACGGCACAUUUGUUCGGCCCCACUUAGAAUAUGGCAUACAAGCAUGGCGGCCAUGGCUGGUAAAGGACCAAGAAUGCCUCGAAAGGGUACAGCGGCGUGCAAUAAAGCUGGUAAACGGUCUCAAAAGCCAUUCCUACACAGAAAGACUGAAUUGCCUUAAUUUGUUCCCUCUGUGUUACAGGCAGCAAAGAGGUGAUCUUAUCCUCGUCUACAAGAUAAUACAUGGCCUUGAGUAUGGACUUAAAUUUGAGGACAUGUUUCAGUGGCACCUUUCACCCAAUCUUCGUGGUCACUCGAUGAAGUUACGGACAACUAUGUCCAGGCUGAAUCUUCGUUCUGAAUUUUUCACGCAGAGGGUAGUGGAGAAAUGGAACGAUCUCCCUCAGUCAGUCGUGGAGGAUACGUCUCUGCAACUCUUCAAGAAACGCUUGGAUGAUUCUUUGUGUCCCCUGUUUUCCCUCGACGGUCUGAAUCUGAACUAA